Dovyalis caffra is the source of this 452-nucleotide messenger RNA. The record is from the annotation of a GenBank genome assembly. NCBI's taxonomy places the organism in Eukaryota, Viridiplantae, Streptophyta, Magnoliopsida, Malpighiales, Salicaceae.
UUAGGUGAAUGUUCUUACCCUACGGUUUGUGGGAAUUAUGGAAUUUGCUCAAAAGGGCAGUGUAGCUGUCCUCCAUCAGCCAUCGAUGGAACAAAUUAUUUCAAGCAAGUAGAUUAUAGGCAGCCUAAUCUUGGCUGUUCUGAAACUACUACUCUGUCCUGUGAAGCCUCAAAGCACAGUUUUCUAGAGAUCAAGAACACAACUUACGCCAUCUUUGAUUCCGACCUUGAAAACGUGGAUUUGGAGAGUUGCAAGGUGGCUUGUUCAAAAAACUGUUUGUGCAGAACUGCUCUUUUUCGAUAUGGUAUCGAUGCUGCAAGAGGCAGUUGUUUCUUGCCAUCCCAGAUUUUUUCAUUGGUGACUUAUGACAAUAGAUAUUACAACUCAACUAUCCAUGUAAAGGUGCAAAAUGUCACAAAUGUGAGCGAUGUCUCAAACGUGGAUUUGGCUCC